Molecule: messenger RNA, 579 nt
Organism: Sabethes cyaneus
Lineage: Eukaryota; Metazoa; Arthropoda; Insecta; Diptera; Culicidae
Exons: 3
Coding region: 1-579 (192 amino acids)
Source: RefSeq, a predicted model, not a curated record
AUGGUUAGAGACCCCUCCCUGGAGGCUAUUGCCUCCAGCGAUACACAUAUCUGGCACAGUUUCUUCGGAUCUCCUGGUAGCCUAAACGACAUCAACAUUUUAGAUCGGUCGCCACUGGUCAACAACAUAGUUAAUGGAGGAACGUUGGACGCAAAAUAUCGUCUGAAUGGCAAGCAGCGGCAUCAGGGAUAUUUACUAGCCGAUGGAAUAUAUCCGGAUUGGGCCGUGUUUGUGAAGACGAUUUCAAACCCCAAAAAUGCAAAAGAAAAACUCUUUUCUAAGCUGCAAGAGUCCUAUCGCAAGGACGUGGAGCGCGCGUUCGGUAUCAUGACUUGCAUUAUUCUUCACAACAUGAGAGUCGAAUUAAAAAUCAGCACCGAACAAGAUCAUGAACAGGAGGAAGGCGAUGAGCAACAAGAUCUCGAGGUUGAAAAUGGUUCCGCUGGUCUGAAUAGUGUAGAUGCUCUUUUCCAACAAUAUUGCUCCAAACGAGUAAAAAUUAAGGACACACAGGAAUCCGCUGCUUUGCGGCACGAUCUAGUUGAUCACGCGUGGCAGCAUUUUGGAUGUAAAUCUUAG